AUGCACUGGGCAGUCUUCGUGAAGAUCCGCACGUUGAUUGGGAGCGUCAAGGGCAGGUGGAUCAGGAAGAGCAUGGCCGUCGAACGCCGGGACUCGGAGAAGGUAGUUCCCGUGCUGGGCGAUUCGCUUACGGAAGACAUCGUCUUCUUGGAUGUGGACGUGGACGACAACGAGUUGAUCGCGGACAGGUGGGAAGUCGAGGCGAUGCCGACGUUUGUCUUUUUCAGAAACCAGGAGAAGCAGGACUUUCAUGGGCAAGGGACAUUAAGGGGGCGAUGGCUAGUGAGGUGGAAGUGCCCCAUGCAGCGUUUGGACCAUGCCGUUUUAUUAAUCGUACCGGAGAUCUUAGCACGCCCUGGCCCGUUGGGCCGGCGAAUUUGA
Prorocentrum cordatum is the source of this 381-nucleotide messenger RNA. The record is from the annotation of a GenBank genome assembly. NCBI's taxonomy places the organism in Eukaryota, Dinophyceae, Prorocentrales, Prorocentraceae.